AUGAUCUGCAACAGAGGAAAAGUGGGCUUCCUCCUGAUUUUGAUGUACCUUCAUACUCAGCCUGUCUUUAGACAUGUCGGAGCCCAGAAGCAGCCGAAGAAGAAUUUUCUUGACAGACUGAAGAGGUUGGAUGAGCAGUUUCGGAGGUUCCAAGAGGACACUGUUAGCCGUCUUCAAGAUAUUGCUAACAAAUUCAACCUCCCGUCUAACAUUAAUGACCGUUUCCAAGUCUUGACAGCUCAGUACCAGAACAUCUCUAUUCUGCUCAAUGACUUCCAGAUCACAGCAGCCAAUGACCUCAGCAGCCUGAAGUCUUGGACCAAGAAACUGCAAAGAAAGACGAGAAACCUAAACCUGAAGUUGGCAAUUCUGGAGAGAACCCUGAAUGACCAGAAGAGGAUGACACUGAAGGAGGCCAAAAAACAGAAAUUGCUGCUGUUCAAUCUCACCCAGCAGGUCCGGGAUCACAGAGAUCGUAUCGGUUUCAUCUCUGCCAAUCAGAACGAGAUGCAGGGUGGGUUUAGGGGCCUCCAGGAUGCCCUUAAAAAGCAGCUGGACAUGACAGCCCGGCUGCAGGAGCAGGUGAAGGCCCUGCUGCAGAAGAACACGUUUUCCUCCAGAGGUUCUUCAAGUUCUGGUGAUCCUCUCAUCUCCAAUCGAACACCCCAGAAUCCACCUUCCAGAAUCCCAACACCAGGCCUGGAACAGGGCCGUAGGAGCCCCCCAAGCAAGAAGAAGAUCCACCUAAAGCCUUCCAAUGGGAAGAGGGUGAGGGACAGAUUGCCAUUGCCCAGGCCAACUCAGCCAUAUAUGAGCGCCCAGAACAAGCCCAAGACAAGGCCAGGACCUAAAAUGCAGAAGGAACCAGAUGUAUAUGACUUGGCCCAGCUUCCUCUGAGACACAGGAUUCCUCAACACCAUCAUAAAUCAAAGAAAACUGGCGCAAUUUGCAAUGUGAAUUCCAUGCUACAUUUCCCCUCCAACUCCAUUCGGAAUUAUGUCACCUUCAAGAAGAGCUUCCUGACUGGUAUCCAUGAGCUGUCCAUCUGCACUUGGCUGAAGAUAGAUGUGAGUUAUGUCGGCACAUUGCUGUCCUAUGCCACGGAAGAGAAUGACAACAAGCUAGUCCUGUAUGGUCGCUCCAGCAAGCAAGGGAGUCUGGACUUUGUGGUUGGAGAUCCAGCGUAUCGAGAGUUGCCCGCUGAUAACCUCCUAGACAGUCGUUGGCACCAUCUUUGCAUCAUCUGGUCAUCCAUAGAAGGCAGGUUUUGGCACUAUACUGACCACCGUCUCAUCUCCACGGGCUCCAAAUUCCAGAAGGGCUAUGAGAUCCCAGAGGGGGGUUCCAUCAUCCUGGGGCAGGAACAAGACUAUUUAGGAGGCGGAUUUGAUGAGGCAGAAGCCUUUGUGGGCAGGAUGGCGGGUUUUAUGGUGUGGAACCGAGUACUGAGUCCGGGUGAGGUGUCUGGGAUUGCUACGGGGAAAGGCAUCCCCAGGGGAACAGUCCUCAGUCUGGAUGAUAUAGACCAACUGAAUGGCUCAGUGCAGCAUGUGAACUGUCGGUGUCUGGAACACUGUAUGUAA
Megalops cyprinoides (Indo-Pacific tarpon) is the source of this 1584-nucleotide messenger RNA. Its product is annotated as pentraxin-4-like. The transcript has 3 exons. The record is from RefSeq and is a predicted model, not a curated record. NCBI's taxonomy places the organism in Eukaryota, Metazoa, Chordata, Actinopteri, Elopiformes, Megalopidae. Bases 1 to 1584 code for a protein of 527 amino acids.